Molecule: messenger RNA, 1083 nt
Organism: Sinocyclocheilus anshuiensis
Lineage: Eukaryota; Metazoa; Chordata; Actinopteri; Cypriniformes; Cyprinidae
Product: probable polyketide synthase 16
Exons: 1
Source: RefSeq, a predicted model, not a curated record
AUUGUCACAGGUGGUCUAACAGGGUUGGGAUUUGAGACAGUAAAGUUCAUUGCUCAAAAAGGAGGAGGGAACAUUGUCAUUCUGUCUAGGAGUAAUCCAAACCCUCAGAUGCAACAAGAGAUAUGUCAGGUCAGUAGCCGCUGGGGUUCUACCAUUAAGUCUCUGCCAUGUGAUGUUUCUGUAUCUGAGCAAGUGGACCAGACAAUUGUUAAUAUUGGAAAACUUUUUCCAUCGAGUCCCAUCAAAGGGGUAUUUCACAGUGCAGUUGUCCUGCAUGAUGGGCUGAUUGAACAUCUUGACAAAUCUCUUUAUGAGAAAGUUAUGAGGCCAAAAGUAAAUGGAGUGAUUAACCUUCACCGUGCUACCAUACAAUGCAAUAUGGAUUACUUUGUGUGCUAUUCCUCCAUCUCUGCCUUCAUUGGCAAUGCCUCACAAACUAAUUAUGCUGCGGCUAAUACAUUCAUGGACACUUUCUGUCAGUACCGCAGAAACAUUGGGCUUUGUGGACAGUCCAUUAAUUGGGGGGCUUUGAAUCUUGGUCUUCUGUUGAAUAAAGUCAAUUUUCAAAGAUUUCUGGAGGCAAAGGGAAUCAUGCUUUUGGAGAUUCCAGAAAUCCAUGAAAGUCUUGAGCAGUGCCUCUUGAUCAACAAACCUCAACAGGUCAUAUGCAAAUUCAGUUUUAAAAACAACUGGAAUAACAUAUUCAGUCAGAACAAGUCAUUAAAGAUGCGGUUGUUUAAAAUUGGAGAGGAAGCCAUGAAUAAAACUGGAGCAAACAUGUCUAGACCUGAGCAACCCAUGACAUCAUCCUCACCACAUGAUUAUGUGAGGUUCUUGAUUAGUGAAACAACUGGUGUUGAGGUGGAUGAGCUGAAUGAUGAUGUUCACCUUUUCGAUUUAGGCAUUGACUCAAUGUUAGCCAUGACUCUGCAGAAUCUUAUCUUCAGUGAUAGAGGUGUGAAUGUCCCUCUAGUGACUCUGCUGGACCCAAACAACACACUGUCAACGCUCAUCAAAAUGCUGGAGGAGAACCGUGUAGACGAAUAUCAGAGUGAAGAUGAGAGCAACUCCACAUACCUGUAA